Messenger RNA from Exserohilum turcica Et28A, 1404 nucleotides. RefSeq lists its product as uncharacterized. The transcript has a single exon. The coding region runs from base 1 to 1404 and encodes 467 amino acids. The record is from RefSeq and is a predicted model, not a curated record. Lineage: Eukaryota; Fungi; Ascomycota; Dothideomycetes; Pleosporales; Pleosporaceae.
AUGUGCAACCAGACUGUCCAUAGCCAGCCGACUAUACAUGCCAGUGCGACCAAGCACCAGCCUACCAAGGAGCCUGAAUUGAAGCACAGCGAGCCCUCACCAUGCUAUCAAGCGCAACAAGGCACCGCCGCAAUCCACCCUAGUAACUUGUGCGAACGAAGAGGUGGUGUUGCCGCGCGCGGCGCAGGUAGUCAUUCCAGGGUCCCCAUUCCAUGCGCAAAACCGAGAGCCAACGCCCCCAUACAUCGCAGCUUCACACGACACGAGGAAGACCAAGACGAAGAUGAAGAUAGCAGCUAUGAAACAUAUUCGAUUUCUCCCCCACUCUCCCCCAAAACAAUAGUGCACCCACGAACCCUCAGGAACCAGCGCAACUAUCUAUCCACAACAUCAUACCAGCAUCCUUCGCUGAAGCGCAGAACAGGCUGGAAACCAAGUCUAAAGGAGGAACUUUUACGCAGGACAUCUAUUGAAGCUGCUGCCAUGGGAUACGCAGACCCGCGCUCCACACGCACAAGUCACUCACCAGAUACUACUCCCACCACUACCACUACCACAACCACAACCACAACCACAACCACAACAACAACAACAACAGCAAAUACAACAACAAAAAGCUCGGAUCCCUCAAACAAAGACUCCACAAAUACGCCACAACAAGAGGAGCAGCAGCAGCCACGACGCCGUCGGGGAUCGACACUCCUGCACCCCUCGUCACCCGUAGCAACGCCCGCGGUCCCCUCAGCAUCCUCGUCAUGCUCAGCAGCAAUAGCAAAAGCGCCUCCAACGAACAACGCACCAGAUACACCUCCGCCAUCACCCUGUCCACCCUUUUUCCCCCACCACCUCAUGCUACCCCCUCGAAAAGGCUCAUCCCUUCUUCACCCUUCACCGCCUCCAAACGCGAUACCAUUGCACGCGACUGGGCAAUUUAAAACCGUCUUGUCUUUUCCCCCGAGAAAGAUAUGGGCAGACGGUAAUCGCAUAAGCGGCGGACCCUUGUCGCCAGCGUUAUCCCCGACGUCUCCGUCGUCGUUGGUAGAUACGGGUGCAGCGUCACAAGAUGACAUUGUUGGUGGCGGCGGCGGCGGUGGUGCUGGUGCUGGUAGCAAAGGGAAACAGCCGCAGCAGCAGCAGCAGCAGCAGCAGCAGCGGCGGCAACGACGAUGGCGCGGCCGACAAGAAUCCGUGGUGCAUUCUUGUUUUUCAGAAGCAGAGACGGAAACAGAGGCAGAGGCAGACAUGGACAGCGAUGACAACGACAACGACAACGACGAGCAACAGCAGCAGCAACAGCAACAGCAGCAGCAACAGCAACAGCAGCAACAGCACGAGGACGCAAAUGAAGCGUUUCGAGGCAAGAAUAGGAACAGAGGACUCACGAUUCGACCAAAGGGCAACUGA